Nymphalis io (European peacock) is the source of this 3144-nucleotide messenger RNA. RefSeq lists its product as uncharacterized. The transcript is spliced from 3 exons. Bases 180 to 3095 code for a protein of 971 amino acids. The record is from RefSeq and is a predicted model, not a curated record. Lineage: Eukaryota; Metazoa; Arthropoda; Insecta; Lepidoptera; Nymphalidae.
GUAAAAUUUAAAUAAAUUACAUAGAUGAGUUUGUGGUCGUUAGAAUAACGUCUGAUGUGCUAUAAAUCAUGACGCGGAUUUAAAUUACACAUACCCUGUGAUUGAAGAACAGCUGUUAACGGAAGAUGAAGAAGAGGUCAAGGAAAUUGUUUUUCUGGGUAUAAGGCGAGUCGUUCGUUAUGGCGCGACUAAAAAGUGAUUGUGUUAAGUGGACUCUAGUAUUAGUGUUAACUAUAUUUAGUCCGUAUGUGUAUUCGCGGCCUCAGCUCGAAUCAACAUUAGACGUAGUUCAAAAUGUCACUACGGAAAAAACAGAAGAUCCUAUGAGAAAUUCAACUGAAAUAGUAUUGGAACCAACCAAGCAGAAAGAAAAGCCAGAUAUUAAAACAUUACCAUCCACACCGAACACUUCCAGAGAUGUUAAAAAUAAAAUUCCAGUCAUUGGAGAUUCUAUUAAGAAAGUUGCAACGCAGCUACUUGAUAAGCCUAAUAAAACGAUUGAAGUACCAGUUGUAUCAGAUACUAGAAUACCACCAAAAGUAAAAACUCAAUUUGUCCAAAAAUUGAAAAUUAAAACUAGAAAUGAGGACGCUGACGCAAUUUCUGAAAGCUCACAUACAGGCAUUGCUGUUCCGGUUACAAUGGAAGAAUUGGAGUUGGAAAAUAAAGAGUUACCCAACGAAACAUCUACAACAAAUGAAGGAAUAUCUACUUGGAUUUUGUUAAGCAAUCCUGUUAACAAAGACAAUAAUUCCGUAUCGACGGAGCCAACACAAGCAGAAGAGAUUCAAAAGAAACCGAAACCUACAUUAUCCAAAAACAAAAGUAAGAGACCACAAAAUAAAUCUCCGAUUGCUAAAAGACCCAUUAUUGGUAGUACAAACAAAGCUGACUUGGUAGCUGGUGGCUCGGCUAUUAGCGAAAAUGUAUACAAUAAACUCAAGGACACAGUACUAUCAAAUGUACAAAAGAAUAAAAACACAUCUCCCCGUACAACUACAACCAGUAGCACAACUCCUACACCAUCAACCGAAGCAUUAACUACUAAGGCAACAGUUUCAGUUAUGCCUGUCGUCAAAGUAACUCCAAAGCCAGCGAAAAAAUCUCACAAAAAUAAACAAAAAACAAGUACUACCACUACAACUACUACACUUGCGCCCAUUGUAAGUGAAUCAGCAGUAUUACCAAUGGAAGCUAAAGAACAAGAAAUUGAAUUAGAAAUUAACACACCAGCUACAACAACUAAAAAACCUAAACGAACCUCAAGUAAAAAGAAAACCAAAACAAAGAAGCGUAAAACAUCAAAACCUAAGCCUGAGACCUCGACUGCGGUAUCUUCAGAUGUUAAAACAACCAACAAGACUAAAACGAACAAAAACUCAAAAAAACCAGCUAGCAGUGUCGGUCCAAUUACUUCACAAAUUUACAAUUAUUUCUCGAGGGAAGUAAUACCUUCAGUCGGAGGUGUUAUAGGCUUAGCUGGACUAGUCGGAAUAGCUAGCUACUUUUUAUUUCCUUUUGGAUCUCCAGUUAGAAGAACUAUUGAAGUUGAUAAGAAGGACGAUAUUUAUAGACACAAUGCUGAAGAAUACGCAAGUGAAGGCAAUGGUCAACCUGAAGAAGAAAUGCUUGGCACUGUCCUCGCUGGUAUGCCUAUUCAUUCAAAACAAAAACUUAAUCCAUAUGCCGGUCAAAUGGCUUAUAUAAAUAGGUAUCCCGUUAAAAAAGAUCAAGAUUUAAGAUACCGCCAUGUAGCUCAUAGUUAUGAAACAAAGAAUAAACAAAACAACAAUUACUAUCCUCAACAAAAGACUGGAAUAGCUCAUGGUGCUGUUUAUCCGGAGUCAUUCAAUUACAAUAGAUAUCAAUACGAAACACGACAUAAUACAAAUGCUUAUACGACCGAAAAAAAAUACGACAAAGCCCAGACGUACAGCCCUUAUCCAGCGGUUGAGCCAAUUUAUGCGGCACCUGAAGUUGAAACUACUGGUGUAUCAUCAUUUGGAAAUGAUGCAUCAAGUGCUGUUGUUUAUGGGGUGAAACCAUCUGGAGACUCAGACUUUAAACCUGUUUAUCCUUAUGAAACACAAUUUUAUGGUGAGACCACGAGUAAUCCUAAUAUUAUGACAUAUCCCCCUACAUCUAUGUACUUAGGUUCCAACAAUGAAGCUGAAGAAACAAAUAAUAGCAAAUAUUCUGAUGAAAAGAGUGCUGAUGAUGAUGAUGAAUCAACAGAUGGGAAAUUUGUCGUUGGAAAUGUACCAAAAGAGCUAACAGAAACGGCAACACCUAUUGUAGUACCCGAACACGGUCCCAGAAAUUUAAAUAGGAAAAGAAGAAAUUCUCGUAGUAAGCGGAGUAUAGUGGGAUCAAUUGAAGAUAUAAUAAAGGCUGCUAGAGAAAAUAAAGAAAACGAAAUUUUCAUAAGUAAUGAAAUUGACGAUGGACUUGAGGCUCCUGUAAGACGACCCUCUCUAAUGGAAAUAAUGCAAUUGAAAAACGAGGAAACAACACCAGAAAACAAAGAAGUAUUUACUGUAUAUGCCGUAUCAGUUGAUCCCGCUAAAGAAUUUCCACAAACUGAAGAGCCUAGCACAUUAAAAAAUCAAGUAAUUGAAAGCGUUUCCACUUUACCCGUUGACGAUAAAAAAGACAAAACAGCUGAAACUGAAAUGUCCAAUGAACUGGACGUUACAACGGAAACUUUUAAAGUAUAUGAGGUAUUUCCUACCAGUAAGUCCCAAGUCCCUGACAAAAGCAGUCCUUUGAUAAGCGAUAAUAAUAAUUCUAAAACAGAUUCUACAACCCAAUUCAAAAAUAUGAACACAGAAACAACAACUGAAAUACGAUCAGAAACGACUUCCACCAUGCCACCUUCACCUCCACCGGUAUCAGUAACCAGUAAACGACCAAGGCCUUCUUAUGACCCUGAAGUGAUUACAUAUCCACCUUUGUCAAACCCUGGAGGAAAUGGAUUUUUCGAUUUCCUUAAAAGAAUCGUCGAAUUCAAAUAUAGACUUGGAUUAAGCAUUUUACAAAGUACUUCAGAGUCUCUAAAUAGAUAUUUGCGAAGCUUAGAUGGUAGAAGUGUAUAAAGUACACGUUGAAGACAAAACAGAAGAAUUAUUAUGACAAAACAAUAUU